Messenger RNA from Trichophyton verrucosum HKI 0517, 1371 nucleotides. Its product is annotated as extracellular serine-threonine rich protein. The annotation marks the transcript as partial. The transcript has a single exon. The record is from RefSeq and is a predicted model, not a curated record. Lineage: Eukaryota; Fungi; Ascomycota; Eurotiomycetes; Onygenales; Arthrodermataceae.
CGACCUGGGAAGCCUGGUGAAACUCUUCCUUCGCCUCUCUCUCGAUGUCUCGCUCUUCUUGUGCUUUUCUUGUCGCUGGCGCUUCGAGCUCGAGGCUGGCGUGCCGGUGGAGAUUCUCGUCCCUCGAGACGGCGUCUCCUACAUAAAGCCGCCGUCCCCUGCCUGUCCUUCUCGAUCUCUCUCUCCUGUCUCUUCCCUCUCUUCUCUCUCUCUCUCUCUCUUGAAUAUCCUUCUGUGUACCUCGUUCAUCUGCCUCGUCUGUCCUGCAAGAUGGCCCGUCUGCUCAGCUUCCUGGCCCUGGUGGCCCUCUGCCUGGCCCUUGUCUCUGGCGAGCCGCUGCGGCAGCCUCUGCUGCGAAAACACCAUCCGCGCGACGCUGCAGAGGACAAUGCCGUCUUCUCGCUGCACAAUCUCUCGCUCAAGCUCUUCCACAAGCGAGCUGCCGUGGCCGACCCGGUGCCUGGCGCUGCUGGGGCCGAGGAGGCUGCCCGCCGCAAGGUCCUGCGCCGCCAGAACACCGGCGACAUCCCCACGGCCACGCCAACGGGUACGGACUCUGACUCUGCCUCUGCCUCUCCCACUGCCUCUCCAAGCCCUACUGCGUCCCCUACUGCGUCUCCUCCUGCUUCUCCAACUGCUUCUCCUCCUGCGUCUCCGACGACGGACGGCUCAUCCUCUUCUCCUGCAGACACGCCCACAAAACCGCCCACCAACUCGCCCACCAGCAACCCGCCUACCAAUCCUCCCACCAGCAGCCCUACCAAUCCGCCUACCAAUCCACCUACCAACAGUCCUACCAGCAGACCUACGGACUCUCCAACUGCGUCUCCAACGGACUCCCCUACUUCUUCGCCUACGCAGCCUCCAACCCGGCCCCCUACUAGCCCGCCUACCAGCUCUCCUACCAAUCCGCCUACCAGCUCGCCCACGGACAGCCCUACCAAUUCGCCUACCAGCACUCCAAACGAGACCUCCAACCAGCCUACAUCUCAGCCGUCCAUGACCAGCCAGAGACCAACCAGCCAGGACACCACUCUCGUCACCGAGACCUCGCCCUCGCCCACCCGGGCUUCCUCAGAGACCUCGCGGCCAGCCACCACCGAGCCGCCGUCCACCACCACCCGGCCUCGCUCCUCGUCUACUUCGACCUCCAUUGGCGUGGUCACCGAGGCCGACGGCUCCGUCCACACCUACACCUCCGUCGUGGUCGUCUAUCCAACGCCCUCUGACGGUGGCAACGGCGGGUCUCCGGCCUCCCCAACUGCCUCGCCAACGCUGCAGAACGGCGCUGCUCCCGUGGCCAGCGUCGGCCUGACCGGUGUCUUUGCCGCCGUCCUCGGUGGUGCCGUCGGUGUUGCUCUUGUCCUUUAA